Messenger RNA from Serinus canaria (Common canary), 2951 nucleotides. RefSeq names its product OTU deubiquitinase 6B (gene OTUD6B). Gene Ontology annotation, biological process: protein deubiquitination. Bases 50 to 958 code for a protein of 302 amino acids. Gene Ontology annotation, molecular function: cysteine-type deubiquitinase activity. The transcript is spliced from 7 exons. The record is from RefSeq and is a predicted model, not a curated record. Lineage: Eukaryota; Metazoa; Chordata; Aves; Passeriformes; Fringillidae.
CCUCCCGCCGGGGUCGGGGGUCAGCCGCGCCCGCCGGCUGUGGGUGCUCAUGGAGGGCUCGGAGGACGAGGAGCCGGGGUCCGAGGGGCCGCUGCAGCAGCUGCUGAAGCGGCAGCGCAAGGAGAAGCGGGAGCUCCAGGCAAAAAUUCAAGGCAUGAAAAAUGCUGUUCCCAAGAAUGAUAAGAAGAGACGAAAACAGCUGGCAGAUGAAGUUGCCAAACUAGAGGCAGAACUUGAACAGAAGCACAAGGAGGAGUUGAAGCAGCUGAAGGAUGCUUCACCUGAAAAGAAUAAGACAGAUUCCAUAGUUGAUGGGGUUGCAAAUAUAGAGCUUGAAGGAGUAGAGCAGCAGACUCAGCAUCAUCGAAUAUCAAAAGCACAGAAGAGGCGGGAGAAAAAAGCUGCUCUGGAGAAAGAAAGAGAAGAAAGAAUAGCUGAAGCUGAGAUACAAAAUUUAACUGGUGCUAGACAUCUUGAAAGUCAGAAACUUGCCUGCCUAUUGGCAGCAAGACACUUAGAGAUUAAACAAAUCCCUUCAGAUGGCCAUUGCAUGUACAGAGCUAUUGAAGAUCAGCUGAAGGAUCACCAAAAUUCCUGGACUGUUGCAACUCUGAGGAGCCAAACAGCAAAAUAUAUGCAAAGUCACUGUGAUGACUUCUUGCCUUUUCUUACAAACCCUAAUACUGGAGAUAUGUAUAGCAGAGAGGAGUUUGAGAAAUACUGUGAUGAUAUAGCAAAUACAGCUGCAUGGGGAGGUCAGCUGGAACUAAGGGCUUUGUCACACAUUUUACAAACACCUAUUGAAGUAGUGCAGAUGGAUUCUCCUCCCAUUGUUGUUGGUGAAGAAUAUUCAGGCAAACCAAUAACACUUGUGUAUAUGAGGCAUGCCUAUGGAUUAGGAGAACAUUACAAUUCUGUGAAAGUUCUAACAGACACUGCUACAGAGAACAGCAGCUAGCAUACAGAAGUUGUACAUUCACAUGGAUAACAGUUGCAUCAUGAUGUGUUGGGCUCCAGGAAAUUCCCAGUAAGAUUGGAAAGUAAAUGGCAUGGAUUACAAAUUAAAAAAAUAAAACGCACCAAAAUGAAAGAACUGCAAGGUUGGACUAUAAAUCAGACAUGGCUCUUGAUUUAUAACAAAACCAAACCAAAACCACAUAACAAUAUUUUGAGCCUAUUGGUUUUAAUUACGUUUAGAAGAUCUUCUGUAAAAUGGUGGCUCUGUAGAUCAGGUGUUUUUCAAUAGAGCUUUCUCCCAAUACUGCAGAGAAAAUAUAAAGUAGUAAAAAUUUGUUUUGGUUAAUCUGCAUUUCUGCUGAAGAUUUAAGGUUACCUCAAGGUCCCUGUUCCAUUAUUUCUGUCAGAUUUUCACAAUAAUGGAAGAGUUCAGGCAUUUGAAAGAACUAAUUGUGUUUUGCUGAUGGAAUCUUAUCUGCAGUGUUCCUGUAGUCCUAUUAGGAUCUAAUUUCAACAGUGUAGUAUUGAUUCCCUUCUUUAUUUGGGCAGAGAAGAUGAGGGGGCAAAUCCAGCAGCAGAAUAUCUCGGCUUGGCUGAAGGAAUUGCCCAGUCUUUUAAAAGACUUUCAUGUAAGAUUUUUACCAAGGGUUGAUGUAGGGAUGUUUUUGGAGUUGACAGUAGGAAUUCAACUCCUGUGCAUUGUUAUUUAUGACUGUACAUUAUCCUGUCAGUGCAAGUUAACUGCACUGUUCAUUCUCCAUAGUCUUUCAGCUGUGCAUUUCGGUGAAUCCAAAAUCUUACUGAGCUCCUCAGUGUUCUCACUUGAGGUAGUGAAAUUCAUCUGAACUUAUAAUUUCUGGAUCUGCUGACCUAAGCACUUUGUCAUCUAAAGUGUGAUAUUUUAUAAUGCUUAAAACAGCUGGUUGUGCACAGCUGUAGAAAUAAUCACCUUGGGGUUUAUCGGUAACUAAAGGUGAUCUGGAAAGGAAUUAAGUUUAUUUUAAUUGCUUCUUAUGGUGCAGAGAGACUGGAAAGGUUUUAAUAUAGCUUGACUUUUUACAUUAGAAAUGUAGAUAGUUAUCUGUAAAUGUGACUUUAAAAUAAGGAACGUACUGAAACCAAAAUUUUAAUGCAAAUGUUUUUUAACAAGUGAUUUUUUUUUUUUUAAUUUUUAAAAAGCCUUGGUCAAUAAAAGCAUUGUCUGUAUUUUACUGCUGCUGAGUUCAUGAAGAGAUUAAACACCUUUGCCCUGGUUUGAGGAUUAUGACCUAACAGUAUGUAUCUUGUAGUCCUUCAGUAAAGCUAGCCUGCAGACUUACAUUCCUGGAAUCUGUUCUCACUUAAGAGGGAGAUAAGUGAUCACUUUAUGGGUCAGGUUAUGUCUGAUUUAAAGCACUUUGAGAGAGAGGGGGUAAAAAAAUACCAGAUAAUUACAGCAGGAGUUUUUGGACAAGCAGUUCUUUAGACUGGUGCCUGCCAGGAAAACAAAGUAUUAACUAGAUCAGGAGUUUUUACAUUCUUAUUUAUCUGUUGUAGUAUAACAAAUAUAGCUGGUUUAUAUACCAAACCAGCUGGCUUACUGUAAAAUUUGGUUUACUACCUUGAUUGUAUAAAAUGAUGGUUUUAAUUUCAAACAAAAAAUAGGAUACAACAGCAUGGAAAAAAAUUUUUCUAUUCAUAAUGCCUUUACAAAUUUCACUGAAAAUAAUAAAAAGUACUCUUCUCUGCAUUGCUAAGAAUUGAUGUGCUAUAAAAUGUACAUGCUGCAUUUUAUAGAUACACAGUUCUUUGGUUAAUUUAGGUUUCAGUCUUGUUUGAUUAACUCAGAGAGAAAAGAUGCCAGAAUUGGGGAACACCUGUACCAAGAGUUUGUCGUGUUGAAGAAGUUUACAGUUUGUAUAAAGUUAAAUAAUUUAAUAUAGUGAGUGAAAGAUCCUUGCUUAUGCUGUAUGGAACUUGCCAAAAAGGAAUAAAUUGGUUUAUUUGUGGCAAAU